AUGAAUUGUUCUAAUUUAACUGAUCCUACUCAUCGCUUUUCUUAUCGACAUACUGGUUUAUCGGAUUAUUUAAUUCCUUGUCGGAAUCAACAAGAAUGUCGUAAUUUGACUUCUGAACAUCGAAAGAAAUAUUUUCAUGGUGAAAAAAUCAAUACAUUGACAGUAAAUCAAAAUAUUCCAAAAAUUAAUUUCAAUCGAGCAAAAGCAAUUGAAAAUCAAGCAACAACUAUUUUAACAUUUCCUAUUGUCAAAAGAAAUGGCUUCAUCCAACCAAUGUUCCACAAGAAGGAACAACCAACAGUUGCAUCUUCUAGAAAGCUAAGUUUCUGCAAUGGUGAUGCUUGCCAAACGUGUUAUAAUCAAUCAUUUUUUACGAUAUAUUUAAUUAGUUAG
This is a messenger RNA of Rotaria sordida, 393 nucleotides long. Lineage: Eukaryota; Metazoa; Rotifera; Eurotatoria; Philodinida; Philodinidae. The record is from the annotation of a GenBank genome assembly.